AUGUCUGAACCUAUUCCGGAGGCCAUCCCCACCUCCGCCGACCCCCGUUCCCACCGACCACUCAAACGCGCCCGCGGGGCCUACACAUCCAACCCCAACGUCCGCGCAACUUCGCAGCAGGCUCAUGAACUCGAGUCUCUCUUCCUAGACCCUUCACGCCCAGUCCAGCUACCUCCCGCAUCCAGCGCUGUCAAGAAAUCAUUGCCCGCGCCUCCCGAAAUCGUCGCCAACGUCCAAGGCUCGAGUGCAGGUGCGGGCUCCGGUGAGUUCCACGUGUACAAGGCCAGCAGGCGGAGAGAGUAUGAGAGGUUGCGCGCCAUGGACGAAGAGGCCAAGAAGGAGGAGGAGAACGAGAAGUGGGAACGAGAAGAACGGGAGAGGAGGGAGAAGGACGAGGAGAAGACUCGACGGAAUCGGGAGCGCAGGAAUAAGAGAAAGGGAAAAAAGGAUAAAGAGAAACAGACGGAUGGGGGUGUGAAUGGAGCGAAGGACGCCGUUGAGAAUGGAGAGGCGCAAGGUAUUAAGCGGAAGGCCGGGGGGCUGCAGAUACCACCAAAAGGGAGCCAGGAAGAGGAGCAAGGCUCGGACUUUGGUGUGGCGGAAGUGGUCAAAGAAACUGGGAUCACGAUUCAUGAUGAUGAUUAG
Messenger RNA from Fonsecaea multimorphosa CBS 102226, 645 nucleotides. RefSeq lists its product as uncharacterized. Gene Ontology annotation, biological process: negative regulation of protein kinase activity. Gene Ontology annotation, molecular function: protein kinase binding; double-stranded RNA binding; protein kinase inhibitor activity. The transcript has a single exon. Lineage: Eukaryota; Fungi; Ascomycota; Eurotiomycetes; Chaetothyriales; Herpotrichiellaceae. The record is from RefSeq and is a predicted model, not a curated record. The coding region runs from base 1 to 645 and encodes 214 amino acids. Gene Ontology annotation, cellular component: nucleolus.